Messenger RNA from Aspergillus costaricaensis CBS 115574, 1177 nucleotides. RefSeq lists its product as uncharacterized. Lineage: Eukaryota; Fungi; Ascomycota; Eurotiomycetes; Eurotiales; Aspergillaceae. The record is from RefSeq and is a predicted model, not a curated record. The transcript has a single exon. Bases 411 to 884 code for a protein of 157 amino acids.
CACGGCUCGCCAUGCUACUUUAACCCUCUCAAUUGCACACCUUUAAGGAGACUCAAAGUUGUCUAUGAUAGAUUAGACUUGCAGUCACAAUCAAUUGACAGCAGUGUGGACAACCCCAGCUUGUGACUUGUCCAACAUCCGCACCGCGACUCAGCUGUGGAGCUGGCCAAAACGCCUGGACCUCAAAUUGUGUGCAUUUGCAGCACGCUACGACUCCGCAAUAGCGCGAUUGCUUUUUACAGGUUUCACCAGCACACAAUACAUCCAGAGGGGUCAUACUUUCGUGCUUCCAGCCAUCUUUAUCAAAUAAAUCGCUUGGGAAAGUACUGUGUCAGCAUUGGCCGAGAUUCCAAAUUUGACCCUGCCAAUAAGUCGUUCAAGGCACCCAUAAUCAGGAACACCGAUUCAAGAUGGGCUGGUUUGAUGGAAAAUCUUCAUCCUCGUCUUCCCACCACUCUCAUUCCCGCCGACGUUCUUCCCCCUCACGACGUUCCACUUAUUCAACUCAUCAUCCUCGUCACUCUGCUCCCUCGAUAUUCAGUCUGAACGGCGGUGGUAGUCGUGUCGGACGCACCAGCCCGUCCGUGCUCUCUUCGUCCUCAUCGCGGCGCGCACGGCCCCGAACAGGCUUCGUACAGAAGGUGGUUCGCGCCAUCAAACGCUUGCUCCGUGACAUUUACGACUAUGCGCGUCGGAACCCGGUGAAGGUUCUCAUGCUGGUUGUCAUACCGCUCCUCACGAGUGGUGUCCUGCAGAAAUUGCUCGCCAUGAUCGGAAUCCGACUGCCAAAGGGGCUUUUUGGCGGGAACUCAUCGAAGCCCAGUGGCAACAGCAUGUCAGACAAUAUCAAGGGCCUCAUGAACAUUGCGAAAAUGCUGAUGUAACUACUGAGGCAUUGCUUUGACCUCUGUUUCCAGCGCUUCUGCACUUUGAUGUAUGAAUGGGAACAUCAGCGAGGAUUAGUCAGAAAAGAUAGACACGACACGAUCAUGAUACGACAAUGACGAUACGACGCAAACUUGACUUGAUGCUUCUUGGUUACAAUGUCCGUUGGCGGUUGUGGGUAAAUCCAAAGAGCCAUGUUCCCGAUAUGUUUUUGAUAUUUCUCGUUUACGGUGUUAUGCAAAUGUUCAAGUAUUUAGACACGAUUCCAAUGAAACGUCCCCACGGCCUUCUG